AGGUAGCACCCACUGCAAUGAAUGGUUUUAGGCAUGUUUAAGAGUAAGAGCUUGGGCUGUGGUGCUUAUUCACAAGUACUCCCAGCUCCCAGAAUGCAUCGGGUACCGUUUGUCGGAGGUUGGUCACAGUACUUGGUGUUCGUGGUGUACCCUGGGAUCUGUAGUCUCAGCCUCUUGAGUCCCCUUCCGGGUAGAACGGUCGCAUCUAAAGGCUUGGAGAGAGUAGACCUUCGGGUGUCCAGACUAUUCGCUGGCCCGCUUCACAAGAGAAGAGGGACACUUCAUUUGAUUGAUUUAAAUCUUGCAUCACAAACAAAAGGGAUGAAGAAGAUCAGAUGGAUUAGGAAGAACUGGCUGCUCGUGGCUGGACUGUCAUUUCUCAGUAUCCAUGUUGGGACCUAUCUUAUUCAAAGAGUAGCAAAGUCCUCUGCUAAAUCAAGCUUGGAAAUUAAAUCAAAGGAUUUUGACAAAUGAAGCGAUCUCUGCAUCGUCACAUUUAUCACUUGCACAACAAGUGUGUUUUUAUAUGCAUUUGUUUUGUCAUUGACUGUAUAGUUCAUUAAAUGUGUCUUGUAGAAAUGUU
This is a messenger RNA of Rhineura floridana, 583 nucleotides long. RefSeq lists its product as uncharacterized. NCBI's taxonomy places the organism in Eukaryota, Metazoa, Chordata, Lepidosauria, Squamata, Rhineuridae. Bases 22 to 474 code for a protein of 150 amino acids. The transcript is spliced from 3 exons. The record is from RefSeq and is a predicted model, not a curated record.